Molecule: messenger RNA, 2098 nt
Organism: Sorex fumeus (smoky shrew)
Lineage: Eukaryota; Metazoa; Chordata; Mammalia; Eulipotyphla; Soricidae
Gene: COL25A1
Product: collagen type XXV alpha 1 chain
Exons: 37
Coding region: 1-1968 (655 amino acids)
Source: RefSeq, a predicted model, not a curated record
AUGCUGGGGAAGAAACCCGCGGGGAAAGGGGCGGCCCGCGAGCCGGGCGCGCAACCCCCGGGCUCCGCCGGCUCGCACUGCGCCCGCGCGCUGCCCCCCUGCGCGGCCCUGGCCGCCCUCCUGGCCGCGGUGGCCGUGCUGUCCUGCGUGUACCUGGGGGUGAAGACCAGCGACCUGCAGGCGAGGAUCGCCGUUCUCGAGGCGGCCAAAGGCGACCCUGCCUUCCAUGUGCCGCCCGCCACCUACCUGGACGAGUUGAAGGCGAUGGUACACGAGAAGGUGGAGCAGCUCCUGGCUCAGAAAUCCUACGAACAUAUGGCUAAAGUCAGGAUCGCCAGAGAAGCAUCUUCCGCAUGCAACUGCCCUGCAGGACCUCCUGGGAAACGAGGCAAAAGGGGUCGGAGAGGAGAGUCUGGUCCUCCUGGUCAGCCUGGUCCCCAGGGCCCUCCCGGCAUGAAAGGUGACAAGGGAGAACAAGGUGAUCAGGGACCUCGGAUGGUGUUUCCUAAAAUCAAUCAUGGCUUUCUCUCUGCUGAUCAGCAGCUCAUUAAACGCCGCCUGAUUAAGGGUGACCAAGGACAAGCCGGCCCCCCAGGGCCCCCUGGCCCUCCAGGCCCCAGGGGCCCUCCCGGGGACACGGGGAAGGAUGGCCCCCGAGGAAUGCCUGGCGUGCCCGGUGAACCAGGGAAACCAGGAGAACAAGGCAUGAUGGGACCAUUGGGCCCUCCUGGACAAAAGGGCUCUGUUGGAGCACCUGGACUUCAAGGGCUGAAUGGGCAAAAGGGUGAAGCUGGGUUGCCCGGAGCAGAAGGACAGGGUGGAACUCCUGGGCUAAAAGGAGAACCUGGAGAAAGAGGCGAAAAGGGAGAUGCUGGAGAGAGUGGCCCCAAAGGAGACCCAGGUGAAAAGGGUGACCCUGGAUCAUCUGCCGCAGGAAUUAAGGGAGAACCCGGAGAAUCUGGUCGGCCAGGGCAAAAGGGUGAACCCGGGCUUCCUGGGCUUCCUGGACUUCCGGGGAUAAAGGGAGAACCAGGUUUCAUUGGUCCCCAAGGAGAACCAGGCUUACCAGGCUUGCCAGGAACAAAGGGUGAGCGUGGGGCACUGGGGCCCCCUGGAAGAGGAGAGCGUGGAGAACCUGGCAUCCCAGGACCCAAGGGAAAACAAGGUGAAUCGGGAACUAGAGGCCCAAAGGGGUCCAAGGGUGAGCGAGGUGACAAGGGUGACUCAGGAGCGCUGGGUCCAAGGGGUCCUCCCGGACAAAAGGGGGAUCAAGGUGCCACAGAGAUCAUCGACUACAACGGCAACCUCCAGGAAGCCUUGCAGAGGAUUACCACCUUAACUGUCACGGGCCCCCCCGGACCACCUGGACCCCAAGGACUACAAGGACCAAAGGGAGAGCCCGGAUCUCCAGGUAUCCCAGGAGCUGAUGGAGAGCAGGGACUCAAAGGCUCCAAAGGAGACGUAGGGGACCCAGGCGUGCCCGGGGAGAAAGGAGGGAUCGGACUGCCCGGGUUACCGGGCGCCAACGGCAUGAAGGGAGAGAAAGGUGACUCCGGACUGCCCGGUCCUCAGGGCCCUUCCAUCAUCGGACCCCCAGGACCACCGGGCCCCCAUGGACCCCCAGGACCCAUGGGACCCCACGGACUUCCUGGACCAAAGGGUGCAGAUGGCCCUAUGGGACCCCAUGGCCCUGCAGGUCCCAAAGGAGAACGAGGUGAAAAGGGAGCAGCGGGAGAGCCGGGACCCAGAGGCCCCUACGGCCUGCCUGGGAAGGAUGGAGAACCUGGUCUCGAUGGUUUCCCGGGUCCACGAGGCGAGAAGGGCGAUCUGGGAGAGAAGGGAGAGAAGGGAUUCCGUGGCGUUAAGGGGGAGAAGGGGGAGCCAGGCCAGCCUGGCCUGGACGGGCUGGACGCUCCUUGCCAAUUGGGGCCAGAUGGAUUACCCAUGCCUGGCUGUUGGCAAAAGUGAUGACGCUAACCACCCCGAGCAUGAAGUUGUGUAUAUACAUGGUCUGCUUUUUAUAUUUAUAGUUGCAACUCAAAUUGCAGAUUUGACAAGCCUGAUAUGUGUGUAUCUGUAGCUGCUUCUUCCCGCGUGC